Molecule: messenger RNA, 2094 nt
Organism: Trichoderma gamsii
Lineage: Eukaryota; Fungi; Ascomycota; Sordariomycetes; Hypocreales; Hypocreaceae
Exons: 5
Coding region: 1-2094 (697 amino acids)
Source: RefSeq, a predicted model, not a curated record
AUGGCUACAGGACGACAAAACCGAGCGGAUCGCCUGAAUGAGCGUCUUCGCGGUGCUCAGCGCGCAAACGUAGAGAAUGAAUCUUUCAGCCUCGACAUCAACAGCCUCGACAUCUCCGGCCUUGCCAUUGCUUCAUCAGUCGCAUCAGCCUCUAGUCCCGCCGCUAAUGCCAAAUAUUCCCCUACUGGCUCGGCUAAAAGAAGAAAGCUGGGCAAAAAUGCAAUGAUCACAACUUCUCCGGAGCAAGCACCGAGCCCUACCCCUACACGACGGAGGGCCCGACCUCAGCCACCGAAAAAUCCGUCGAGCCAAUUGCCAGAUGCGCCAAGUGAACCAGUGCUGGAUCACGAUGAGAUGGACGAAGACGAACCUACGCCUAGAGCUCGCAGAAUCCGAAUAACACAACCUUCUAGCUCAGCAAGAUCAACCAUUCCUAUGAUCAUAGAAGAAGACGAGGAUGAGCUCGAAAAUCUACCGCCACACCCCGGUGCCAUAUCGGCUGCGCUGUUGCAAUCGCCUUCGGCGCGCAGAUCCGAGAAGACGGUCGAAGAAGUUGCAGAGUCUCCUGCAGAUGCGCCAGGAAGCGGAAAGCGGCGUCGCGUGCCCGUUAGCGAGACUAUGAGUUCUAGCAUUAAGCUGAUGGGAGUGAUAUCUUCGGAUGAUGGAAUACCCAUGCCUUCAUCUCCUCUCGUGAAUAAGUUGCGCCGUAGCGACGCAGCCUCAUCAAGGAGAUCGGCUGCGACAGUAUAUGGCCAAGAAGCGAGCAACCUAGCCGAUGAAUUGUCUUCUGAUAGCUUUCCCCAACAAGCUGAAAUAGAAGAAGAUGAGUUGAUGGAGGCUUCUAAUUUGGUCAUUGAAGAAAGCGCAAUGUUACAAGAGGAGGAGGGGGAGGAGAAGGAUGGGGAUGAUGAACAAGAACAGGAACAAGAGAACGCCGAGGAAUCUGAUGAGGAAGAAACACUGAAGCCUCUGAGGACAAACCGAACAAGGAGACCGCGGGAACCGUCUCCAGAAUUGGGCUCACAGCCAUUGGAGGACAUACAAGAAGAAUCGGAGCCCGAGCCAGAAUCGGAAUUACAGCAAGAACUGGAUCCUGAGCCAGAGUCUGAUCCUGAGCCGGAAAGAGGGGAAGAAACCGAGGACGAAGCUGAAGCGGAAGAAGAAACCGUACUACCAACUCCUCCUAAACGGAAGCGUGGGCGCCCCAGCAAAAGCCCGACUCUCCAGAAGCAGCCCACUGUUAAAGCGAAGCCCGUCAAAGCGAAGCCCGUUAAACCAAGGAAGCGAGUCCAAGCACAACCAGAAGAUACCAAUGAUGAGAACGAAGAGCCACGACCCCAGCCCAAGAAAGCAAGAACAAAGAAGAGACAUAGCGACCAGAGCGAAAAUGAUGGUGGAAUGAUUGAAAUCACGGUCCAGCGGUUCGUCAACCUCAAGAAGCGCGGCAACGAGGAUGACGAUUUAGAUCCGCUGCAAAACGAGACGACGUUCAUGAACCAUGGAGGAGAAAGCGUUAUCGACGUAUUCGCUCAGGUUUGCGACGAGGUGAUCUCUACGACCUUGGAGCAGCUUCAGGAGGUGUCUGCGAGUGCGGAAGAUUUGGCGAAAAAGAAGGAGUAUCGCAUCAAGACGCGAGCUAUAGAGGCUUACAGAGAAGAGCUCAAAUCUCGGUUCCUUCAGCAUGCCAUCCACUUGAAUCACUGGCACUCCUUGCGCAAGCGGCUUCGGCAUGUGCAAAAGGAGAAGAUGACUUUGCGCGAGGAAAUCAUGCGUAUCAAAGCCGAGAGAGAACAGGUUGCUCUCCGGAUGGAUGCUAUCAGAAUCAAGCAUGAAGCUGAUACUAGAGAAUCAAAGUAUUGUCUCGAUGCAUCCUCUCUUAUGCAUGAUGUAGAACUUGCUGUAGAGCAGGGCAGGGAAGCGCCGGAGCUCUCGCGCGCAGCACAAAAGGAGGCCGAGCUGGCUAAUCUCGAGUUGCUUGUGUCUCGCGUGUCGGAGCAGGCUAGCUCGUCCAGCUUCACAGGCGGGAUUCUCAGACAGGUCAGAGACUUUAACUCAUUUUUAGAGCGGGCUGCCAUGGCACUUGAAUCACGAUGA